UACAACGUAACGUCACUUGUCAACAUGGCCGCCACCGUCUCCAGCGAACAUUUCAACAACUUACAGCUUCUUCUGAAGGCUCCGUCUAAAGAAGCGGUCAGAGACGUUUGUGUUCAGAGUCACAGAGGUCCGAGUCGUCGGCUCACAGAGUCGACAGCAGCGAGGCUCAGCAUCUCCACGGCCCAGGCCGCUCAGCUGGUCCAGUCGCUCCACGUUCUGUCUCAUCAUGUCGUCUUCUACAACCUGAGCUCUCCGGAGUCCAUCCUCGCUCUCUUUCCUGAAUCGUUCCACUCCAGUCUGAAGAACCUCAUCACUAAGAUCCUGCUGGAGAACAGUGCGGCGUGGAGGACAGAAGCUCUCGGCGACCAGAUCUCUCUCCCUCAGCUGAAGGAGCUGGACUGGAGGGUCGACAUGGUGACCGCCUCAGACUCCGUCAGCCGGAUGGCCGUCCCGACCUGCCUGGUUCAGCUCAAGAUCGAGGAUCCAUCAGCGGGUGGGGACUCGGUUUCUGCUGUGACGGUGGAGCUGAGUCGAGAGUCUCUGGACACCAUACUGGACGGACUGGGACGAAUCAGAGACCAGCUGUCUGUGGUCGCUGGGAAAUAAAGAUGGCUGAUUGGCUCAAUUGUUUGAUGACAUCACAGCUCCAUGAGUGGACAUUUAAAACAGACUGGAGCUGUUUUAUGUUUGUCGUCAUGUUGUUGUGACUAACUCUCAUUGUGUGCUCUAAAUAUGUAAAUAAAUUUACAGGAAAACAUGAAAAACUUGAAGUUGUGAGAUUUAGGAUUAACACACAAAAGAAAAACACAAUCUUACUGUGUGUCUUUGUUUUAAUCUGCAGAUAUAAAGAGCCAGGAUCAUUUAUGUCAGUUAUUCAGACAUGUUUCAUGUUUAUCAGUAAAAUACACAUUCAUACAGGCUCAGCCUUUAACAAAGACUGGAGUUAGUAUUUAAACCUGCAGAUUUAACUGUUUAGUAGAGUUCUAAUUUACCGUCUGAAACCGAUGAGACUCAGAAAAACUCUAAAUAAAAUCAAACAUAUCUCUGACAUUCAGAUACUAAAACGGUAGACUUCAUUCCUGUUUAUAAAAUCUAAAUUUCAGUUAAAUAUUUCUGAUUUUAUGUUUUUGAAAUGAAUUAAAUCUCAGAUUUUCACACCA
Molecule: messenger RNA, 1160 nt
Organism: Cheilinus undulatus (humphead wrasse)
Lineage: Eukaryota; Metazoa; Chordata; Actinopteri; Labriformes; Labridae
Gene: commd9
Product: COMM domain containing 9
Exons: 6
Coding region: 25-606 (193 amino acids)
Source: RefSeq, a predicted model, not a curated record